Molecule: messenger RNA, 396 nt
Organism: Dujonia railenensis
Lineage: Eukaryota; Fungi; Ascomycota; Pichiomycetes; Serinales; Debaryomycetaceae
Source: the annotation of a GenBank genome assembly
AUGCUCGAAUCGAACCUUAACCUAAUGGGUAAGGGAAUACGCCUACUUCUCAAAAAAAGGUACUGUGGCUGGUUAUCAAGGGCAAGGUCUAGCUUUUGUUUCAGUUUGACAGAAGGACUUCGUUGCACGAGCCAUGAUCCUUUAAUUAUCAAGCACCCAUCACCUUAUUUACUAACAUCCGAUGCAAUCCAAUGCAGCUCAAUACAUUUAUUUUGGUUCCGGGCACGACUCGACGUAAACCAGUUAUAUGCAAGCUUUAUAUUUUUAUUUUUCCAUUUUCCUCUUUCAUUUCCAUGCACUUCACCAAUUUCCUUCUGGGCAGCGCCGUUAGUUCCAGCUAAGCAGCUGCUGGAUGACAGCCUUCCACCACCGUACUUUUUCCUAAGUUCCGUAUAG